AUGACGUACACACUCCAAAGCGAGGCACAGAAGAUAUUCGACAAAAUUGUCUCGGAUCCCAGGCUGAAUAGUCCAGACGGAGUCAAGGAGUUUGCAAGCAAGAUGAAGUUUAUAGGGGACGAGACACAACCGUUCUAUCCUACACCGUGGAAAUGUGCCGAGUCGCAGGCAGCGUUGCUCGUAUACAUUGGAAUCUUUGCCGCUGCUACAUCCAAGGAACGAUACGGGCUAGAUCAGGAUAUCGAGGUUGACGUGUCCCGCGCCCUCUUGACCGGGUUGGCACAAUGCUUCAUCUGGUGUAACGAUAAAUGGGACAGUCUGGCUCCGGAAAUGGACGCAGUCACCCGUCGGUGGGAUCACGGCUACACGCGCGAACUCUAUCGCCAGCUUGCAACCAAUAUCUACAGGACAAAGGACGGCCGAUGGUAUUAG
Messenger RNA from Cladophialophora bantiana CBS 173.52, 432 nucleotides. RefSeq lists its product as uncharacterized. NCBI's taxonomy places the organism in Eukaryota, Fungi, Ascomycota, Eurotiomycetes, Chaetothyriales, Herpotrichiellaceae. The transcript is spliced from 2 exons. Bases 1 to 432 code for a protein of 143 amino acids. The record is from RefSeq and is a predicted model, not a curated record.